Molecule: messenger RNA, 1702 nt
Organism: Armigeres subalbatus
Lineage: Eukaryota; Metazoa; Arthropoda; Insecta; Diptera; Culicidae
Exons: 2
Coding region: 57-1490 (477 amino acids)
Cellular component (GO): cytoplasm
Molecular function (GO): protein binding
Source: RefSeq, a predicted model, not a curated record
UCCUCGAACAGGCGGGACUUUUGUGCGAAAAAAAACUUGUUUACACAUGUUGACGGAUGUGCGCUUCAAGUGGUUCGUGGCGUUCCGGGUCCUGGUCAGAUUCAAUUUCGGUAGUACCAAAUAAUUCUUGUGCAGAUCCGAAAAAAGGAAAACCACAGAAACCUCCAAUAAGUAUGGUGACUUUCAUGGAUGGAUUUCCCUACUAUGCGAAAAACCUGUUCAACGACCGAUCUCUUGCCGAUGUAACGAUUAUUGUCGAUAAUGACAAUGAAGAUCCGGGCUGUGACGCUACUGUUUCCAUACGAGCUCACCGAGUUGUGCUGGCCACAAUGUCAGACUAUUUCCACACGAUGUUCUACGGCCAAUUCAUCGAAGCCAAACAGUCUGAGGUUCGAUUGCACGGUGUGCCCAAUUCCUCGUUUCAGCAUUGCAUAAGGUUCAUUUAUUGUGGCUGGGACCACACACUGAGCAGACUAUCUUGCGAGGACGGAAUACAUUUAUUCAAGAUGGCAAAAAUGUUUCUAAUGGAUAAGAAAUUCCAACCUUGUUAUACAAACUGGGUUAUCUCCAACAUAACGACCUGGGAAAAACAACUUUGGAGCAUAUUUUCAAUGGCAGUCGAUUAUAAAUUAACAGGAGUAGAAAACCGCUGCUUGGCACUUUUUUCGGAUAUUGCAAACGAAUCUCUUUUUUACGAGUCGUUUCGCGAAGUUCCGUUGGCAAUUGUUGAAAAGGUAUUAUCAUGCGAAAAAAUGAACUGCACGAAAGUGGAACUGGCAAAGGCAAUAAAAACCUGGAUUAGAUGUAAUCGCAUUGGUGGACCGGUCAAAGAAAAAUUGCUCAAAUCGAUUCAAUCAAAAAAUGAGGAAUUAUACAAAGGAGAACAAGUUCCACUCUAUACAAGAUUGAAGAAGGAGAAGAUGGAUAAAGCCAGAUCCAACACUGAUACACCGGUGGAUAUUGCUGAAAGAUACUCUUCGAAACUAUGUUUCUAUAAAUGCACCAUGUUGGUUGGCGUAACAAUCGUGAUGAGCCGAAACUCGAAAGUUGAAUGUCCCCAUGAAUUGAGCAAGGGGACCAUCAAUUUGGAAGCAGUCAUAAAACCCAAAUAUUCAUGGCAUGAACCACUAGCGAAGAGAACCGCCAUAACCGUGAGUUAUGAUUGGACAAAGUAUAAAUCGCGUAAGGUGAACAUCUUUUUCCCGGAAAUCAAAUGCUGCGCGGACAAUUUUUAUGAGUUCGCGUUUAGCUUCAGUGGAACGAAUAGUGAAACUUUCACAAUUCGCAAGUUCGGGCCCACGUCAAACGAUUCGGUAAAAGCUAAGGAAUCCGUCGUAGUAUGCCUCUUCCAAUAUCUGUCGGACGACGACGACGAGAGCCGAUGUGGAAGCUGCUCCCGGCUUAGAGAUUCGGAUAGCUACACCUUUUGGGGCCACAGUAGUGUUGGUAGCUAUAUAGAUAGUUCGGCUUCAGUUUCAUCAUCACUAUGAUUCAAGUUCAUUGACUCUUUUAGCAUAAGUCAUAUUUGUUAUUUUUACAUGCUGAUUCUCAGGAUAAUUAAUUCUUUUUAUGGUUCAAGCCUAUAUGAUUGUUUGUUAUAUAUCUUAUAUAUCUUCUUUAAUUUGGACUUUCUUGCUGCGAUACACAUGAUACCAUAACUUGUGUUGUGAAUAAUAUACGUAUGUUCGAUUUUCGUAGAAUA